This is a messenger RNA of Vitrella brassicaformis, 503 nucleotides long. The record is from the annotation of a GenBank genome assembly. Lineage: Eukaryota; Vitrellaceae.
CUUCCUGCUCUGACUGACGGGGAACGGGGAAAAAGAGAACUGCGACAGCACGGCACCUGCCAGAUUUUGUCGGGGUGCUUCCGAUCUGAGGAGCUAGGAGCUAUCGACCCUGCCCUUAAAACGAAGCGGAAAGGGCAGACAGCUCGAUGGCUGUGUGACACGAGUCUCGUUAAACACACUAACCAACCAAUGGCUGUGUUUCUGGCGUUUGGUUUGGGCAUCAGCUACCUCAACUUCCCUCAGACGCCAGCCAUCAUCUACGGCAGGGUGGAUGGCGAGGUCAAGACGGCGGCGUCGGAGCUGUCGAGGAGGCUGACCGGAUCUGGCAAGGACUUCUCGCCCUACGCCACCCACCGAGUGGCGGCUGUGGUGGUGAGCGACAAGACCAAUCCGCUGGGGCGGCCGCGCAAGUACAACACUGAUGGCGGAUGGAUGUUCGGCAAGCACUACUGACUGAUGGAGGGAUGGAGGGUGGUGGUGGUGGUGCUACGCUGAUGGCGGAG